AUGAGAUCCUUAGGUAUAUGUCAUCCUGAUGACGAUGGAUCGCCACCGGGCAGAAGCGUGGUAUUCUACGCUACUAAUGAUGACUACUAUCGAAAUGUUGUCAUCCUCUCACAGUUACACCAACUUGCGUCAAACGUACUUGCUGAUUUGAGUUUAAUUUUAGUAAGGAUUACUGGUUUUAAGGCGAAUUACGGAUCUGACGAAGAGCAGCGGACGGAGUGUAAAAAAUUAUUGGAUGAAGUUAAAGACAUCAUGAAGACCACUAAAGAGUACGUCGCUAUAGAAUUGAUGUUUGAACAAUACCGCACCACGAUCUGUGAAUUACUAAGGUCGAAAUCGUCGCCAAUAUGCUCGCAUACAGCCCGUGAACUUUUGAGUAAGGUGGAGCAGAGCUUCAAAAGUAAAGAACGGUUGGUGUGCAACGUGCUAGAAAGCGACAUUGUAGGGGAGUAUACAAUCAAGAUGCUAGAGGCGAAAGAGUUCGUACGAAGACAUAAGGCUCAACUAUCAACGCCAUCCCAAUCUCAUGAUCAGGCGUCAUCGAGUUUUAGUACUAAAAACUCCGAUGCAUCAGAUGGUGAGAAGUAUGAGGAACCUAUGAAAUCUCAUGACACUACCGUGGAUUCCGACAUUAUAUCUCACUGGUCACCAAAAACUUCUGUUGGAACAACACCGAAUGCGCCCACUCCCACGCGAGAGGCGACAGAACAGAAUGCAGCCGCAAACGAAGGUAAUGCGUCGGGUAAUGAAGUUGAUUCACAAUCUACAUACGUCUUCGGACCUACGUCCGCACUGCGGCGUCGUCAAGCUUCAUCAGCGGAUGUCACAAAAUGGAUUAAGGGUAUGCAAGCUGUAGCUGUGCUGUUUCUAAUAAUGGCUAUUUGA
Messenger RNA from Babesia ovata, 885 nucleotides. Its product is annotated as XRE family transcriptional regulator, putative. Lineage: Eukaryota; Apicomplexa; Aconoidasida; Piroplasmida; Babesiidae. The coding region runs from base 1 to 885 and encodes 294 amino acids. The record is from RefSeq and is a predicted model, not a curated record. The transcript has a single exon.